Messenger RNA from Oldenlandia corymbosa var. corymbosa, 1734 nucleotides. Lineage: Eukaryota; Viridiplantae; Streptophyta; Magnoliopsida; Gentianales; Rubiaceae. The record is from the annotation of a GenBank genome assembly.
AUGCCAACGGUGGCCGUCGGAAGAGACCGGCUUAACGAAGCCCUCGGUCGCAACUACACUACCGAAGAGUUUGAAGAAUUAUGUUUCCAAUUCGGCAUUGAACUUGAUGAUGUCACAACAGAGAAAGCGAUUAAGAUGAAAGAAAAGCAUUUGGGAGAAGAAGAAGAAGCAAAAGAAGGAGCCGCCUCGGGGAUAUCUCAGGCCCUAAGAAUAUUUAAUGGGAUUGAUGCAAAUAUUCCCGAAUACAAAGUUUCGGACAGUAUUGAUGAAUCAUCAUCAAUGCUCGAGAUUCAUGUGAAGAAGGAAACAUCUCAAAUAAGGCCGUUUGUUGUGUGUGCUGUUUUGCGAGGUAUAACGUUUGAUGAAGUCAAAUACAAAAGUUUCAUGGAUCUUCAAGACCGGCUUCACCAAAACAUAUGCCGGCAGCGGACUUUGGUCGCAAUUGGUACUCAUGAUUUGGACACAAUAGAAGGCCCUUUCACAUAUGAAGCUUUGCCACCUCAACAAAUCAAAUUCGUGCCACUGAAACAAACCAAGGAGUUUGCUGCCAACGACAUGAUGGAAGUUUAUAGGUCAGAUCAAAAGCUCAAGAAAUUCUUGCAUAUUAUUGAGGAUUCUCCCGUGUUUCCUGUUAUAUACGAUCGGAAUCGGACGGUUUUGUCUUUGCCUCCUAUCAUCAAUGGUGCUCAUUCCGCAAUCACUUUGAAGACUAGGAAUGUGUUCAUUGAAUGCACUGCCACCGACUUGACUAGGGCUAAUGUUGUUUUGAACACAAUGGUGACAAUGUUUUCCAAGUAUUGCGAAAACAAGUUCGAAGUCGAACCGGUUCGAGUAAUCUAUGAUGAUGAUGGAAAAUCAUGUUGUUAUCCUGACCUUUCUUUGUACCAAAUGGAGGUUCCCUUGUCAUAUAUAACUAGUAUUGUUGGAGUUGAGUUAGAAGCAAAUGAGGUGGCCGAUUUGUUGAAGAAAAUGCAGCUACAAGCUGAGCUAAAAGAUAAUGACACUUUUGAUGUAUCUAUACCUCCUACAAGAAGUGAUAUUCUACACCCAUGUGAUGUGGCUGAGGAUGUGGCAAUUGCUUAUGGUUAUGAUUCCAUACCGAAAGUGAUUCCGUCUUGUUCUUUGUCGCCGUUUGUGUUGAAUGAAUUUAGUCAUUUACUGACAAUGGAGAUUGCAAUGGCCGGAUUCUCGCAGGUGGAGAAUUGGGCACUUUGUUCUCAUGAAGAAAAUUUCACCAAGCUGAAUCGGAAGGGUGAUAAAAGAACGGCCGUAACUAUUGAAAACCCUCGCACCGUUGAUUCUCAGGAGAUGCGCGCGAGUCUAAUGUCCGGCAUGCUGAAAUGUAUUGGCCACCAAAAAGAUCACCCGAAACCUAUCAAGAUAUUUGAAGUCGGUGAUGUUGUGCUGCUGGAUGAUUCCAAAGAUGUUGGAGCGAGAAAUCAACGUCAUUGUGCGGCUUUGUACUGUGGUGCUAACUCUGGUUUUGAGUUGAUUCAUGGUCUGGUGGACAGAAUCAUGGAAGUUACUCGAAAACCUUUCAAAAAUCAGGAGAAAAUAGACCACUAUAUCAAAGCCUCGGAUGAGCCUCAGUUCCUUUCUGGUAGACAAGCGGAUAUCAUCUACAAGGGGAAGAAGAUUGGCACUUUCGGGAUUGUUCAUCCUGCGGUAUUGAAAACCUUUGAUAUUCCAGAUCCAUGCUCUUACGUGGAAGUCAACUUAGAGAGUUUGCUUUAG